Messenger RNA from Oncorhynchus masou masou (cherry salmon), 7809 nucleotides. RefSeq lists its product as uncharacterized. The transcript is spliced from 9 exons. The record is from RefSeq and is a predicted model, not a curated record. NCBI's taxonomy places the organism in Eukaryota, Metazoa, Chordata, Actinopteri, Salmoniformes, Salmonidae. The coding region runs from base 1 to 6984 and encodes 2327 amino acids. Gene Ontology annotation, molecular function: ATP binding. Gene Ontology annotation, biological process: intracellular protein transport; protein import; protein targeting. Gene Ontology annotation, cellular component: membrane.
AUGACCGCCGAGCACCGCCCGAACAGGCAGGAGAGCCAACUUCGGGGAAGUCGUGACAGUACAGGCCUCGAGGACGAUCCGGAGGACGAGGUGCUGGGCGAUCCGGGUGGAGGCGGUGGAAAUCUCUCAGGAGAGAAGGGUCCAAAACGUCCCCCACCGGAACCCAGCAUCUCUCCUCUGGACCGUACCCCUCCCAGUCCACGAGGGAAGCAAGAGGAAGACCGUAUCCGUCAGCAGCAGGAGGAGAUGGAGCGGCGAAGACAGGAGGAGCAACGAAGACGACAGCAGGAGGAGAUGGAGCGGCGAAGACAGGAGGAGCAACGAAGACAACAGCAGGAGGAGAUGGAGCGGCGAAGACAGGAGGAGCAACGAAGACAACAGCAGGAGGAGAGGAGGCGCCAGGAGCAACUGGAGAGGGAGAGGGCGAUCCAGCAAGAAAUCGAAAGGGAGAGCGAACUUUCGGGUAAGAAGGUGUCAAAGGGACGAGAAAAGCUAAGACAGAAGCUGAGACUAAAAGGACAACAGCGCCAUCACCAGCGUACACAGGUACUACACCAGAUGAUAGAAGAUGACGCUGCAGCAAUCAGAAGGGAUGAGCCAGGGGACUUGAAAAAUAAGUUUGAAGAUCUUCUGAAGAAAUACGAGAUUUCUGAAGACAAAGGCAUGCAGGAGGACAAACUUGAAAACCGAAUGAAAAAUCUUCAGAAUGAACUAACCCUUAAAUACUUUGGAGAGCCUCAACUGUCGAUCUGGUGUCAGUUGACCAUAGAUCGUGCUAUCAGCCAAGGAGAGCAAUCGCUCACUGAGCAGUUUAGCAUCCUCACGGCUGUGACAGAGCUAACGUUGACAAACGGCUCGGACACAGACAGUAAAGAGGACCAACUACUUGACUGGGACCAGAAGUAUGACUUUCUCAUCCGUCUUCUUGAACAGCUGUACAGCACAAAUCCCACAGUGGCUCAACAACUUGUUCUGAGCAUUCUUGAUGUGUUCACAGAGGUGUCAGAGAAAAAUAAGGGUCUCCUUAGUCAAAUUCUCUUCAACAUGAUCUGGACACCUUCAGAAAUUCUGCUCUUUUUGCGAGGUGUUUCAGGCAUAAACCAAGAGUUAGCAACCUCAAUCCUUCAUACUGUGAGGACAAACAAGCUGGAUCUUCUCUCUACUCUCUCUGCCCUGAAAGAUAAAGACCCUGUCAACUCUCUACAAUGGUAUGCUGAGGCAGAAGGGGACAAGGAUGCCGACACCAUUGUGAAUGAAAUGCAAAAUGAAAAGUACCCAGAGAAAAUAUUGUCCAUAAUGAAGGAAAUUCUAGGAUAUAUGACAGAGGAACUUCCAAAACAUGCAAAGGAGGACUUGGAUCAGGUAAAGAUAGAGGAAGCAAAGCAGAUGAUCAAGUCACUGGAUUUUACUAACCCUGACCUUGCUGUUCUCAAGGAGGUCCUAAUAAGGAUGUCUAUUGCUGUGCAAGACUGCUCAACCAUUUACACUCAAAACGGUAAGAACAUAGAAGGCUACUUUCCUAGCAUCACUCCGCUGGAAUCACUGCUCACUGCUGAGAAAAUAGAAGGCUACUUUCCCCGACUCACUCAGUUGGCAUCACUGCUCAUGCUCCUUCUACCAAAGUUAACAGGGAAAAAAGGUAUCCUUCUGGAAAUCGGCACAGGUGAAGGAAAAUCUUGCAUCUUGGCUAUGUUUGCCACCAUCCAGGCCAUCCGUGGCACUAAGGUUGACGUGGUGACCAGUUCUCCAGUCCUUGCUCGCCGAGACCAAGAGGAGUGGAAGAAACUGUAUGACAUGUUUGGUGUCACAUCCUCUGUUGUGCCACCACCACAGAUACAGGGAAGCUCCCCUGAAAGCAGGGAUAGUAUGCUACAGGAGGCUUACAGGAAACAAUUAGUUUACGGAACCGUUGGCAGCUUUGCAGCAGACGCUUUGAGGCAGGAAUUCGAGAAGGACACCACACGUGGGGAGAGGAGGUUCGACAUGGUGAUUGUGGAUGAAGUGGACUACAUGACCUUGGACAAUGGAGUUCAGGUGACAUUUCUAUCCCACGAGGCAAGUGGCCUGAGGCACCUCGGACAAGUCCUUGCUAGCAUAUGGGCCAUGGUAUCUAUGUGUCAGCCAAUUGAGAUGGAAGAUACUGGAGAGAUUGAGUGGGCAACUGGAAUCCAGCAUUUUCACAAGGCUGCUAAGUUAGCUGUUAUCGGUCCAGCGACAUCUAAAGAAUUCUCUGAAUUUCACAUUUUGGAAGCCGGAGUGGAGUUGGGUAUCUAUUCAGAUGAAGAUUUUGUUAUGUUCAUGCAUGCUCUCGAGAACACAGAGAAAGACGAUACAACGGAGAACAGGAGAACUGUUGAUACAUUCAUGGCCAAAGUUGGAAUUACUCAACAGUGUGAUCUGCUCACCAUCAUGGAGAAAGCACUGGAGAAUGAUGUGGCCAUUGACUGUUACUCUGUGACAAACAAUAAAGCCGUGCUGGUUGAGGAGAAAAAGUUGCACAACAACCCUGAUAUCCUGGAAAUCAAAAUGCUUCUCCUCGAGAAUGGACGAGCCAGCGAGAUCAUACCUGAAGACAAACUCAUUAAGGCAACAGUCUCUGAGCUGAAGUCUAAAAUCAAAUAUUCUGGCAACUCUCAGUCAAACUCAGAGUUUCUUGUGAUCCCCUCUUUCCUUGAGAAGUACCUUGAGAAUCGGUUACCAGUCUUUGUGGAAAACGCCCUGAAAGCCAUCAUGAUGACACAAGGCAGAGAUGGACUUCCAGGCCAGUGGAGUGUUGGAGAAGAACAAACGCUGGGGGACGGCCUGCAGCAGUUUCUGGAGAUGAAACACCAGCUGGCAACCACUCCUUUGUCCAAUGUGACUAAUUACCUUUCAAACUUCCAUUACUUUCAAAAGUACCUCAAAGGGAAUGGGAUAUUUGGUGUGUCUGGGACAUUAGGGGGUGAUGCCGACAAAGAUUUCCUUGCAAGGCAUUACGAAACAGACAGCUACACAAUUCCAGCUCACCGCCACAAGAAGGUUGUUGAGCUUCCAGCAAUUCAGGUCAGUGGGCAAGCACAGUGGAUGGAGAUCCUCUAUAAGACAGCAACGAGGGUGGCAGAAAGUGGUCAGGUUGUCUUGGUUGUAUGUGAAGAUGUCAAGACCGCAAACGAGCUUCUGAAGAAAAUAGAGGGUGAGAAUCCACAUCCCCCCAUCACAUUAUACACAAUCAGUGAGAAACACAACAUUGAGAGAACCAAAUUCAGAGGGGGACAUGUCAUCAUAGCCACAAACCUAGGAGGUCGUGGGACUGAUAUCAAGGUUGAUCAGGAUGUCAACAUACGUGGUGGCCUCUUCGUCCUCCUGACACAUUACCCUGGCAGUCGUAGAGUGGAGAAACAGGUGUUUGGAAGAACUGGUCGGAAGGGAAACCCGGGCAUGGCACAGAUGAUCCUCUGUGGGGAUAACCUUGCCCCAGCAUACCAGGGCCAGCCUGUGGAGAUCAUGAGACAAUUGAGAGAGGAGUACGAAGUCCAACGCAUCAAAGAUAUGGAGACAGAUGAGCUUCUGGAAAUAAAAAUUAAAGAGGACCUGUUUGGCACGUUUUGUGAAUUUCUUGACAAGUUUCAUGGCAACUUCACAAAACAGGAGAGAGAUGACCUGUCAGGAAUGGGGCCGAAUGAUGUCCCUGAGUGUUUUAAAGAAAAAGGCCCUAAGUUUGAUUACCAGCCUGCACUCAAUGCUUUGAAAGAAACAUGGGCGUUGUGGCUUACCCUUCACGAGGAGCACAUCCGUCAGCACGAAGAUAUCAGUGUUCUUAAAGCAGACCUUCUUGAGCAUAUCAUAAAUAAAGGCAACAUGCUGCUGAAUGGAAAAAGUCCAAACUUCUAUGACCACAUUAAGCAGGCUACCGGCAGAACAGACUUGCACCUCCGCAACAAAAGUAAGUUCGACUAUGAAGCAAAGUCCUACUGGAAAGAUGUUGAAGAAUGUGACCCUUUUUACAGUGCCGUGGCAAUGUACAACCAAGCUUUCAUCACCAUCAACAUGGGAAAAGAUGGCUACAAAACAGAGGCACGGAAAUUACUGGAAAGAGCAAAGACAUCUGUGGAUGUUUACUUGUCAGAAACCACAAAUACCAUGGUUUCUUUUCAGAUUGCCACAAGAGGCAACUUUGAACCACAUCAUGAAGGAGAAUGCAACUUUCUAAAGCAAAUAGAUUCCAGGAUGAGCAUUCACAAAGCUUGGAUACUUAACAUUGACCUUGCAGUAAAUAAACUUACAGAGCUUGAGGGUGAAGGCACAGCCAUAACAGAGGUAUCCUCAGUGUACAGCCUCUCAGAAAAUCAAGACUACAUCACAGGAAAUGAACUCACGGCCUUGUAUGACAAUGGCCUGAGCAUUGUGUUUGAGGUGAAAAAGAAGCCAGAGUUCUGCUUUGACGCUUUGAUCUGUUUCUUCAUCGGUAUGUGUCAGGUCAUCCUUGGAGUUCUGGUUUGUUCCCUGUCGUUUGGCUCUGCAACCCAGAUUGGCUUAAAUCUCAUCUCUGAAGGAGUCUCUGACAUGAUUGAAGGGAUAUCUGGCAUGAUAUCGGGCACAUUCGAUUGGGCGCAAUGGGCCAUCUCCAAAAGCAUCAGCAUUGGGAUGUCUCUGCUCUCCGCAGGGUUCAGCGCCAUUAAAAAAGUUGCCAUCACAGCAUAUAAAGUCCUCAAUGGUACUAUGAAACUCUCAUCUGUUGCAAAGGAUAUCAUUGGCACAGGAAAAUAUGUUUUCAAGUCCGCACAGGGAGCAGCAAAGUCUAUCUCCAAAGAAACAAUUAAGACUGCAACGAAGAAACUGGCAUCCCCUACAAACAUGAAGAUGGCUCUAAAACACGCAACCAAGUAUGCAUUUCAGGAGGUAGGGAUGCAGGGUGUAAUCACAGGAAUUAACUAUGCCAUUGAUGCUGGAAUUGGGGCCAUCUUUAAAACAAUUUUAGAAAAAGCUUUCAAAGACAUGGUCAAUUCAACAGUCAAAAAGAAUGCCGAACUAAAUCUUAGUCUCACUGAAUACAUUAGCUCUGCAGUACCUAAAGGAGCUUUGCAGAAUCGCAGCAACUAUAAGAUUGACUCAAAGCUUGAACAACAAACAAAAGACUUAGUUCAAGUUAUGACAAAAGAACUUAUUCCUGGCCUCAUGACUGAUGCCACCACAUCCCAAGUCAGUGAUGUUAUCAGCAGACUCUCUGAGGUGUGCAAUAAUGCAACGGACCUUGUGGCAAAAAGUGGAACACAUUCUAAUGCAGAAGAAGUCAAAAUAAGUGUAGCAAUAGCUAAACACACCACAACCUUAGUCCAAAUGAUUCAGUCUAUUCCUACAGAACAUGUUAUCAAUUACAUAUUUGUCCUCGAAUUAAAAAAAGAAAUUGAAGAGCAGCAAAGGUAUGUGGAGCAGUAUGACCAAGAUGGCAGACAUGACUUACCAGAUGUGAUUCGCCUGAAGGAUGAGUUGCUAAGCUCCAUUUCGGAAAGUGUCUCCGAAGCGUUCAUAGAUGCUUGUGCUGGUCAUAUGUCCUCUUUUGUGACGGGAACAUUCAAGAAGAAGCUCAAUAGAGUUACUGGAAAAGUUUUUGACAAUGUACUUGGCAGACACAAAACUGAGGCCUUUUUCCAGGACCGGCAGCAUAAACAUGAUAUGAAGUCAGCCAGUCAGAAGACUGGGAAAGCUCUGUCAGAGACUGAAACAAAAGAACUUCUGGACUAUGCAGAGAAGAUUGGUGAUGUUAAUCGACCAGCCUCGGCCCUGGACAUUUAUGUCCUCACAAACAGUGACCUGCUCCAUGGUAAAGGCAUCCAGUUCAACGUGGUGGAUCAAGAUGGGAAAACGCUCUCAGAGGAGUCCUACCCGGGAACAAACAGCUCAGCCGGCCAAAUCACUCUACGGCUGACCAAAGAGCCUGAGAAAAUACACAGUGAGAAAGGAAUCCUCUCUAAAGCAAAAGACAGAAUCCAAGGAGUGGAAAGUCCAUACAGUGGUCACUUUGACAUCAUCCAAGAUGGCAAAGUAAUCCCUGUGCGCUCAGAGAACAAGAACUGCCUGUACCAUGCCCUAGCACAGGCAACAUCUAACAGGUCUGAGGAUGAGAUCACGAGUCAAGCUGUGAAUCUACGAAACAAUGUUAAAGACCAGAUUAAAGGAAGCCUUCAGGCUUAUAGUGAAAUGGUUAAAACCCAGAAGGCCUAUGAUGCACUCGAGAAAAAUCAUGGAAAAUAUGCUAUAGUUGGAGGGGCCAGGAAUAGAAAACGGACGAAUGAUGGGGAAUAUGAACAGGAUAUCAGGCCCAUGAAGAAUUGUCCUUAUAGUUCCUCAGGGAUAAAUGAGUAUGACAUAGCCUUUACGUACCACCUUGGAUUAGUUGGUCCUUACAAAAGCGUCAAAAACACCAAACUUUUCUCUGACAACAUGGGGGAAAGAGGCAUUGUAGAGGCAGACCAUAUCCCACCAAAGAAUUCCCUGAAGCUGGCGAGAGACCAAAAAUCUCAGAUGAAAAAUCUUCAACAGAAGAAUCCAAAGCUUUAUGAUAUGAUAAACAGCAUUGAAUCAGAUCAGAAUGGAGGGAACCUGCUCACAAUGCGGGUUCUCAAACAGCAUCACAGGAAUGCUCUAACCACUGGAAGGAGUAAGACAUCUGUCAUCUGCAGGAAGCUGCUGGCGGAUACACUUGCAAGCGGAGAUGUGGAGAAAUCACUGAAGUUAUCUUUCAUCAUGGCUCAUCCUAUUGCUUCCGACCAGCUCAGAGACAAAGCAGGAAAGCCCAAUAAACUUGCCCUGGGAUCCAUUGAUUUAUCUCCUGAAGGAACGGUGUUCUACUAUAAAGCUGGCUUCAAUCAGAUGCUGAAUCACCAUAGUAAAGAGGGGAUCAUCGACCAGAAUCAGCAGGCGAGGCUGAAGUCCUGGGUGUCCGAUAAGAAGUACAUGGACCCAGACACCCCAGAGUACAACGACAUCCUUGCAGCCAUCCAGUAACACAACCUCUAUGGAGACAUGUUAGGAAAGGGAUAAAGUCAUACUUUUAUAUUCAGCAAAUGAAUAUCAUGAAUUCAGUAUAAUCAUAAGGUGAAUCAUUUCUUGUUGAACCUUAGGUGAAUGACAAUUUGACCUUUUUACUGCUGCAUAAUUACUAUACUUUUUUUGUUUGUGCUUCCACAAGGUAGCCUAUGGCUUUUCAAAAACGAUACAGUAACUUAUGUGCAAGAUGCAUGAGAUAUAAGCCUGCUAAAACAACUAUAGGUUCUUCACAGUAAACUGUAAAUUGACUUUUGAUUUUGUUUCAUUCAAUACUGUAUACUAUACUGGGUGCCAAAGUUAAUUUCUCAAUGUCAUAAUAUUUACUGAUGUCAUAAUAUUUCAUGUUUGUAGUUUCUUAGUGUUGAAUUAUAUAGCCUACUUUUCAUUUUUGUGUAAUGAUCAUGAUAACCUUUUAAAAAUCAAAUCAGAAUGUAUUUGUCGCAUGUGCAGAAUACAGUGAAAUGCUUACCCACAAGCCCUUAACAAACAAUGCAGUUAAGAAAAAAAAAUAAAGAAAUAUAACAAAUAAUUAAGGAGCAACAAUAAAAUAACAGUAGCGAGGCUAUGUAUUUUAUGCUCAUCAUCAGUGGUUUCACAGUCAAAUCAUGAUCUCAUUGGCAGUGUUAAUCAUGUACUGGAUUUCUUUACUAUUGGAUUAUGGAUGAUUUUGUAUUUACUCAAUCCAAGUUGGUGUUUUAAUCCAUUUGAAUAAAUGUUUGCAUUCUCAAAAAUAUUAUCUGUAUUUGAAACUAUUGAUAAUAAAUUGAUUUAAUUUGCAAGACU